GAGACUCAGAGGGCUGCGGAGAGCGUGGCAGAUACUACCUCACCGCUAAAACUCAUGUGGCCCGGGCGUGAUCGAGGGGCGGGUAACCUGGCGAGGGCGGGCGGGACAGCUCCAGAGAGCGGAGAGGAGGCCGGGGUUUCUCCGAAGACGCGGCCCUGAGGAUCCCUCACCUCGAGGAAGGACCAUCGCUAUGGAAACCAGAGCGUGGGAAGGCCCGGGAUUGUGGCUCCCGGAUGGUGGUGACCGGUCUUCUCUCUCCCCGAGACCCUCGCCCACUUCGGGCGAGGUUGCUUCCUGAACGAACCUGCUCUCUCGCCCACGAGAGAAAGUUUCCCAUGGCACAGCCUAGCAGAAAGAUGCAGCCUUUGUGCCUCACUGGCCGCUGACCCACUGGCCUGAUGACAGCACCCCCGUGUACCUUUCCGGUUCAGUUCCGGCAGCCAUCAGUCAGCGGCCUCUCACAAAUCACCAGCAGCCUAUACAUCAGCAAUGGGGUGGCUGCCAACAACAAGCUCAUGCUCUCCAGCAACCGGAUCACCACGGUCAUCAAUGUCUCGGUAGAAGUAGUGAACACUUUAUACGAGGACAUCCAGUAUGUACAGGUGCCGGUGGCUGACACACCCAUCUCACGUCUCUGUGACUUCUUUGACCCCAUUGCUGACCACAUCCACAGUGUGGAGAUGAAGCAGGGCCGCACACUGCUGCACUGCGCUGCUGGCGUGAGCCGCUCAGCUGCCCUCUGCCUUGCCUACCUCAUGAAGUACCAUGCCAUGUCCCUGCUGGACGCCCACACGUGGACCAAGUCAUGCCGGCCCAUCAUCCGGCCCAACAAUGGCUUUUGGGAGCAGCUCAUCCACUAUGAGUUCCAGCUCUUUGGCAAGAACUCUGUGCACAUGGUCAGCUCCCCUAUGGGAGUAAUCCCUGACAUCUACGAGAAGGAGGUCCAUUUGAUGAUUCCACUGUGAGCCAUCUCACCAGCCUCUGUGCCCAGGUCAAAGGUGCAGAUCUGCUGUUGACCGAGAUCUGAACUUAAACGUUCUACUGUUGUUACAGAAAAAACAGAUGAUGCCUUUUAUAAGGAUCAGAAAAAAAAGGAAAGGUGCUGUAGUUUUUAACCUUAUUAUCCAUAUCUUCAAAGAUUAAAUUCACUAACUGUACGAUGGUGCAGGUAAGUUUCCUACCCUGUGAGUGACAGGUCAUGGCUGCUGGCCAGAUGGGAGAGAGAGGCAAGUGCCCAGGUCAAAUGGACCAGUGCCUAAAGCAUAUAGCAAGCUUGGAAGCCUGCUGCCCUCCCGCAGACCAACCAACCCACAAACGAGUCAGCCACCAUUCCACUUCACUCUUUCAAACCCAAAGCCAGAGCCUUAAGCAUCAUGGCGCCUCCUGUGCCACUCACAGUCAGUGCCAACCUACUAGAUAAAUGGCCUUCAGGUGGUGCUCUGGGAGCCCUGGGGGCCCAGGCCAACCCUGCUUCUACCUUCAGCCACAGGGACCCAACUCUGGUUUUCUGGAUUGGAUUUACACAUGACAUAGUUUUCAAAGAAAGCAUUCCAUUGUAUAAAACUAAAAAAAAAAAUUUUUUUUUAGUGCUAUUGUAGGUGGCAAGGUCUCAAAGUACCCAUGGCAGUGCCCCACCGGCCUUUGAUGGUGACAUUAGUUUCCUUCUUAGAGGCGCACGUGGAGAGCAGGCCUGACAUCAGGCUUCAGGGGUUUCUCUCACAGGUCUUGAUUUGGAAGGCCAGAGCUGCAGACUGGAACCUAGCCUUGUCACCUCCUCCCUAUAUGAUUUGGGACCUCUUGGAGCCUCAGCUUUCUCAUCUGUCCAAGCAAUUACAGCCCUUUUCUCCCAGCAUUGUCAUGAAGAUUCAGCGAUUCCUUAACUUGGUGCCUGACACAUGGUCAGGGCUUAUGGUAGCAACUCUAGGCAUGAAUGAUGCUUUGGCCCUGCUGGUCCCGGGUUAUUGGGGUCAUCCUCACAAUGGCAUUUCCCCUAUCUUUGCGCAACCCUUUACUGUUUACAAAAUGUUCUUCCAAAAAGUCCUCCUGUGUGAAAAAAAAAAAUGGUUUAAGUCCCUUCACACCCUACUUUAGAAGAGGCCUAGCUUCUUAGCCUUUUCAGAGUUCCCAUUGCAUUUAAUCCAUGCAUGCCCUGGGGGUCCUAAAGCAAGGAGCACUCUUCCAGAUUCCCCACAAAGGCCUUGUUUAGAUUGCUGACCACUAAAGCCAGUGCCCUGGUCUGGCUAACCACCUGGGUCUAUGAGGGCACAUGACAAAGGGACAAAUGAGUGGGCCCAACCUAUAGACCCUGAAAUCCAAGAUGGUUCAAACCUCCCAAGGACCUGAGGAUCUGACUCAAGACCAGCAAUUCUAAUCCAGAGGUUUUCAAAUGAACAAUAUAGGAGACAAAAGCACAACUUCUCUGUGGGUCGAGUCCAGUGGAAGCCAAAUGCCUUCUACCCCACCCCCACUUCCAUGACGGGCAUGCCCAAGGGUACAAUUUUAGAGUGUGGGGGAGAAGGAAAAUCACUGCUGUAGACUGACUUCUCGUUUUAUAGGCGAAUAAACAGACCCCCAAACACCAGGGCUGGUGUGGCAGAGCCCCCACAAAGCAGACUUUCUGGAAGUGGGAAAUUUCUUCUAUAGCCUUCUUAAAAAGAAAUUGAUUGGGACAUGUUUUAUCUUCAUUUUUAAAAACUUUGAAUUAAUAUACCAUAAAAUUAACUUUUUUGUAUGUACAGUUCUGUUUUAACACAUUUGUGUAACUACCUCUGCAGUUAGAACACAGCAGUUCCAUCACCCAAAAAAUUAUCUGAUGCCACCUCUUUGUUGUCAAACCUUUGCUCCACUCAAGCCUCUGGCACACACCAAUCUGUUCUCCAUUCCUGAAGAUUUGCCUUUUCUAGAAUGUCACAUCCAUAGCAUCAUAGAGGAUGUAAUCUCUGGAGACUGGCUUCUUUAGUAUGUCUUUGAGAUUCAUUCAGGUUGUUUUUUAUAGCUAAGUAGUGUUCCAAUGUGCAGAUGUACCACAGUUUGUUUUUUAACAUUCACCCAUUGAAGGAUAUUUGGGUUGUUUCCAGUUUGGGGUGAUUUUGAAUAAAACUGCUACAAACAUUUGUGUUUAGGUUUUUAUGUCAACAUAAGUUUUCAUUUAUCUAGGGUAUAUGCCAAGAGUGGGAUUGAUCAGUUAUAUGGUAAAGGUUAUAUUUAACUUCAUAAAAUAACUACCAGACUUCCAGAGUGGCUGCAUACCGUUUUGUGUUCCACUAUGAGAGAUCCACUUCCUCACUAGGAUUUGGUAUUGCCAAUACUUUUUAUUUUAGCCAUUCUGAUAGAUGUGUGGUAUUAGCUCAAUUUGCAUAUUCCUAAUGGUUCAUGAUGGUGUGUACUUAAUUGCCUUCCACCUGCCUUCUUUGGUGAAGUGUCUAUUCAGCUCUUUUGCCCAUUUUAAAAUUGGACCGUUUUCUCACUCUUAAGGGUUGGGAAUUCUUUAUAUAUUCUGGAUACAAGUCAUUUGUCAGAUAUAGAUUUGUAAAUAUUUUUCCCAGUCUGACUUGUCUUUGCAUCUCUCUUAGAAAUGUCUUUUGCAGAACAAAAGUCUUUCAUUUCGAUGAAGGGCUACUUGCCAAUUUUUCCUUUUAUAGAUUGUUGUUUUGGUGUCAUGUCUAAGAAUUCUUUGCCUAACCCCAGAGCACAAAGCUUUUCUCCAAUAUUAAAGAUUGGGGGGUUAAAUUUUUCACUUAUUCUUAUUAUCCUUUGGUAUAAGGUGUGAGGUUUAGUUUGAGGUUCAUAUUUUUUUCAUAUAGAUGUCUAAUGGUUUCAACUACAUUUGUUGAAGACUGUCUUUAUUGGUUGCAUUUGCUCCUUUGUUUAGGUCUAUUUUGGAUUCUUUAUUCUGUGUAAUAUAUGUAUCUUUCUCUUCACCUGUACCAUAACUGUCUUGAUUACUGUGGCUUUAUAGUAAGUUUUAAAGUCUGAUAGUAUGAGUCCUCCAAUUUUUCUUCUUUAAAAAAAAUUGUUUGGGUUAUUCUGGUUUCUUUGCCUUUCAUAUGAAUUU
Molecule: messenger RNA, 4054 nt
Organism: Lynx canadensis (Canada lynx)
Lineage: Eukaryota; Metazoa; Chordata; Mammalia; Carnivora; Felidae
Gene: DUSP18
Product: dual specificity phosphatase 18
Exons: 2
Coding region: 399-965 (188 amino acids)
Biological process (GO): protein dephosphorylation
Molecular function (GO): MAP kinase tyrosine/serine/threonine phosphatase activity
Source: RefSeq, a predicted model, not a curated record